Morchella sextelata is the source of this 2253-nucleotide messenger RNA. RefSeq lists its product as uncharacterized. Bases 1 to 2253 code for a protein of 750 amino acids. The transcript has 4 exons. Gene Ontology annotation, molecular function: glycine-tRNA ligase activity; ATP binding. NCBI's taxonomy places the organism in Eukaryota, Fungi, Ascomycota, Pezizomycetes, Pezizales, Morchellaceae. Gene Ontology annotation, biological process: mitochondrial glycyl-tRNA aminoacylation. The record is from RefSeq and is a predicted model, not a curated record. Gene Ontology annotation, cellular component: cytoplasm; mitochondrion.
AUGCCCCUCCCCCGCUUUUUCGGCCUGCAGCGCUCCAUCUGCACACGCACAACCACACAAACAUCACUCCUCCUCCCAUCACCACUCUCCCUCUCCUCCACCGCGCUCAAAGCUAUCCGCUCCCACCACCACCACCACCACCACCACCACCACCAACACUCCUUCCAAUCAGCUCGCUCCCUCCACUCAGCCCUCCCAGUACUAUCAAGUACCACCACCCCCACUGCAACCAACCCUGCCCCCCAGUUCUCGAAAAAGGCGUUCCUGAAAGCUCUCCGCACGCCGCAAAAAAUGGCAACCACAAAGACUGGCGCCCCGCUUGACCGCGGCACCCUGGACACGCUCCUGCGCCGCAGGGUCUUCUACACGCCGUCGUUUGAGAUGUAUGGCGGUGUGUCGGGGCUGUACGACUAUGGCCCGCCCGGGUGCGCGCUGCAGCAGAGCAUCGUGGAUACGUGGAGGAAGCACUUCGUCCUCGAGGAGGACAUGUUGGAGGUUGACUGCACCAUGUUGACCCCCCAUGAGGUGCUCAAGACGUCGGGCCAUGUGGACAAGUUUGCGGAUUGGAUGUGCAAGGACCCGAAGAGCGGGGAGAUCUUCAGGGCGGAUCAUCUGGUUGAGGAGGUCCUUGAGGCGAGAUUGAAGGGUGAUAAGGAGGCUAGGGGUGAGAAGGUUGUCGUUGAAGAGGAGGAUGAUGAUAAGAAGAAGAGAAAGAAGAAGGUUAAGGACAUCCAGGCCGUCAAGUUGACCGAUGAGGUCAGGAAGGAGUACGAAGAGACUCUUGCCAAGAUUGACAACUACGAUGGCGCUGAACUUGGUCAACUCAUCAUCAAGCACAAAAUCACCAACCCUGCUACCGGUGGAGCUCUGGAGCCCCCGGUUGCCUUCAACCUGAUGUUCCAAACCUCAAUCGGUCCUAGCAGCAACUUGCCUGGUUAUCUCCGUCCCGAGACUGCCCAAGGUCAAUUCCUUACCUUUAACAAGCUUCUCGAAUUCAACAACCUCCGCAUGCCUUUCGCCUCCGCGUCCAUCGGAAAGUCUUUCCGUAACGAGAUCUCCCCUCGCUCUGGUCUCCUCCGUGUUCGUGAAUUCCUCAUGGCAGAGAUCGAGCACUACGUCGAUCCCGCCGAGAAGAAGCACCCCCGCUUCGUCGAGGUUGCCGACACCGUGAGCUUGAAGUUCCUCCCCCGUAAUGUCCAGGAGCAGGGACAGACCACCGUUAUCGAGAAGACCAUCGGUGAGGCUGUCAGGGAGGGAAUGGUCGACAACGAGACUCUUGGUUACUUCUUGGCCCGUAUCCACCUAUUCCUCAAGGAGAUCGGUAUCGACCAGAACAAGGUCAGGUUCAGACAGCACAUGCCCAACGAGAUGGCGCAUUACGCCACUGACUGCUGGGAUGCUGAGCUCCUGACAAGCUAUGGGUGGAUUGAGUGCGUUGGUUGUGCGGACCGUAGUGCGUACGAUUUGACUGUCCACUCAAAGAAGACUGGCCAGUCGUUGAUCGUGCGCGAGGCUUUGGAGGUUCCCAAGGUGUGGGAGCAGUGGGACAUUGCUGUUGACAAGAAGUGGCUUGGACCCCGCUUCAAAAAGGAUGCGAAGAAGGUUGAGGAGGCCAUCGAGAAGGUCCCCCAGGAAGAGAGGGAGAAGAUGGCUGCAACCCUGAAAGAGGGUGGUAAGAUCACUGUCAAGGUCGACGGUCUCGGCGAGGUGGAGCUAGACAAAGUGACUGUUGAGAAGAACCAGCACACCCAGAAUGUGAGGGAAUACACCCCCAACGUUAUCGAGCCCUCAUUCGGUAUCGGCCGUAUCUUCUACUCCCUCAUCGAGCACAUCUACUGGACCCGCCCCGGCUCCGAGCUCCGCGACGUCCUCUCCUUCCCCCCGCGCAUCGCCCCCACCAAGAUCCUCAUCGUCCCCCUCUCCUCCAACAAGGACUUUGCGCCGCUCGUCACCGCCCUCUCCCACAAGAUCCGCCGCGCCGGCAUCUCCAACCGCGUCGACAACUCCAGCACCUCCAUCGGCAAGCGCUACUCACGUAACGACGAGCUCGGUACCCCCUUCGGUAUCACCAUCGACUUCCAGACCGUCAAGGAUGGCACUGUCACCCUGCGUGAGAGAGAUGGAAUGAAGCAGAUUAGGGCGUCGCAGGAGCAGGUCAUUGAGGUUGUAAAAAACAUUUUGGAGGAUAAUGGAACGUGGGAGGAAGCGUUGGGCAAGUAUGGCGAGUUUCAGGGACAGGAACUAGAUGAGUAG